GCUCACAGUCAGCCUUCUACUCUUCCCUCUUAGUUCGCUCUCAGCUCUCAUAGUUCACGUGCUGUCGCCUUUUCCAAGUCACUCCCAUGGCUCGUACGAAGCAGACGGCCCGCAAGUCCACGGGGGGCAAGGCGCCCCGCAAGCAGCUCGCCACCAAGGCCGCAAGGAAGUCGGCGCCCGCCACGGGCGGCGUGAAGAAGCCUCACCGGUACCGCCCCGGCACGGUGGCUCUUCGCGAGAUCCGCAAGUACCAGAAGUCGACGGAGCUGCUGAUCCGCAAGCUACCGUUCCAGCGCCUGGUGCGCGAGAUCGCGCAGGACUUCAAGACGGACCUGCGCUUCCAGAGCUCCGCCGUGAUGGCGCUGCAGGAGGCGGCGGAGGCGUACCUGGUGGGGCUGUUCGAGGACACGAACCUGUGCGCCAUCCACGCCAAGCGCGUCACCAUCAUGCCCAAGGACAUCCAGCUCGCCAGACGAAUCCGCGGCGAACGCGCUUAGCGGCCCGUGGCUCCGUUGGAUCGACCCGCCAUUUCCGCCAGUGGCGUCUAACGCUUACCGGGGAAUUGUUCUCCACAGUUUCUCGUCUUUCCGACGACCGAGUGUCGCCGUGUGACUAGUUUCGCGAGAGCGGGCUGAAGCCUCUGUCCAUAGUGGCGACGUGGACUCGUUUCAUUGAAGCCGUCUGCGCUCGUGGGACGCCCCGGGGGUACUGGGAUCUUGGUACAGUACUGUUGCAAGCCUUGUGUUUUUGUUUUUUGUUUUUUUUUUUAAAUGAAUAAAAUUGAUUAUA
This is a messenger RNA of Closterium sp. NIES-67, 789 nucleotides long. Lineage: Eukaryota; Viridiplantae; Streptophyta; Zygnematophyceae; Desmidiales; Closteriaceae. The record is from the annotation of a GenBank genome assembly.